AUGACCGUCUUCGAGAUUCUACAAUUCUUCAUCACCCCGCUACUGGCUCUGCUGGAACCCUACGUCCAGCAGGUUAUCCAGUGGUUGACCUCCUCGGCCUUGCACCGCAAGAUCAUCAAGUUCUUUAUAGGUCUCAUUGUCCUCCUGCUACUCGUCGGCGUCUCCCUGGCGGCGUACCUGAGCUUCUACUGGAUCUAUAUCCCUCAGCGUGGGCAUGUUGGACAGGUCCACCUUCAAUAUGACCGACCCACUGUCCCUGGAGUGAUUGGACAUGGCCCCUCUGCCGAGAUUGACUUUACCAGAGGAGGACGCUUCGACCAGUUCCUUCGCGGAGACCAGGCAUACGAUAUUUCUAUGAACUUGCUUGUGCCCACUUCCGAAAAGAACGUGGCCAUUGGCAACUUCAUGGUCGUUGUCACCUUGCUCCGUGCUGACGGCAAGACCAUCAUGACCUCCAGCCGACCUGUGAGUAUCUCACACGGAUUUGCAUGUGCGGGCAUUCUCACAUACUACUCCGCCCCUUUGAAGCUCAUGAAGACUGCAUGGAAGGCCGUGCCCUUGGUACUGGAUUGGUCCAAGGAAGACCAGAUCAUCAAGCUGCCUUUAAUCGAGAACUAUGUCGAGGAUUCGUCUAAUCCUGUCGCCCGCGCCUUUGUCGAGAUCUCCACACCCGACCUCCAAGUUUACAGGAGCACCAUUCACAUUGACGCUCACUUCCACGGCCUCAGGCAAGCCUCUAUCGUUAUUUAA
Molecule: messenger RNA, 750 nt
Organism: Linnemannia hyalina
Lineage: Eukaryota; Fungi; Mortierellomycota; Mortierellomycetes; Mortierellales; Mortierellaceae
Source: the annotation of a GenBank genome assembly